Brassica napus (rape) is the source of this 1820-nucleotide messenger RNA. RefSeq names its product transcription initiation factor IIF subunit beta. Lineage: Eukaryota; Viridiplantae; Streptophyta; Magnoliopsida; Brassicales; Brassicaceae. Gene Ontology annotation, biological process: transcription initiation at RNA polymerase II promoter; transcription by RNA polymerase II. The coding region runs from base 983 to 1789 and encodes 268 amino acids. Gene Ontology annotation, cellular component: transcription factor TFIIF complex. The record is from RefSeq and is a predicted model, not a curated record. The transcript has 6 exons.
GAGAUGAAUCUUCGAGACUUUGAUCGACACGAUAUAUGUAGUUACAGUUUGUCACUCGCACUUGGAGAUGGCGACUUAUUGCGGAAGAUCGGAGUUCACAGUUAAUUAGUGUGAAGAAAAACGUCAAAACCAUUUAUGAGGUCUGAGAACAUUACAAUACAUGUGAAGUACUAAUUGUUGUGGAUGAAUUGUAAAUGGAUAGUAUGUUAUAUAAGUUUCAUAUCUACUAUAGCUACUAGUCUGCUUCUCUCGACAUAACUUGCAUUGAUUUGACUAUCGACUUGGUUGUUGAUUAAACCGAUCAUUUUCAUAUACACAUGUUUUUUUUAUUAAUUUCUGGUUAGUAGAUUGUUCGAAGUAGCAACCCUCCCCUGUGAAUAUAUAGGCUUAAUAGUUAAUAUACAAGGGUUUCUUUUCGUUUUAGAAGUAUAUAUUUCAAUUGGUACCAUUAAAAGGUUUGUGAAAGGAGCAUUUACUUUAAAAUUAUUAGAGAAAAUGUGGAGUAUAGCCCUAUGUUUGAAAUAAAAGAAAUGAAAGGAGUCAAGAAACAUAGUAAAAGUCAAUGGUCAAGGUAAAAAGAACAUAGAAUUUAUAAAACAUAGGGUUUUUGUUUUAUGCAUCUCCUACACAACAUCUGUAUACCUAAUUCGACCGGGGCUGAUAUGACAUUUUAUUCAUCAAAACCCUCUUUUCGUAAAGCAAAUAAACAGUUCCUCUUUACAUAUCAAACAACGACCAUUUGAAAAAGUGUGAUCCUUUAAAUUCAAUGAUUUUAUUUUCUCUCUUUUUUCGUGUUUGGAUAAUCUUUUAACAAAAAUAAAGGCCCCCGGCACGCACUAUAACUCUAUAAGUAAACCCAUAGAAGACUUAUUGGGCCUCGUGUAACCUAUAAAGGUACUUACUCUUUUUGUUGGGCCGGCCUCGUGUAAACUAUAAAGGCACUCAACCUCUCUCUCUUCCCGCUUUCACAGAACAAGAAACAAUGGGGAUAUCCGAAAUGCAGAAGAAGAAGAAGAUCCAGAGAAAGAAACUGCAUGAAGAAGAGAAGAUUCUUUCAGAGGAGAUAGAACGAUUGAUGGAACUAGCGGUGGAAGAGUUUCAAGAACUCGAAACGGAGAAAGCGGACGAGAUGGUUUUGCUAAUGAAGUGUCCACCAAGGGUCGACAAGGCGUGGCGCCAACUUUCUUCUUCGUAUUCUUCUCAGGAACUUGUUCUUGUGGCGAAGUAUAGAGAGUCCGUCGAUCUCUUGCUGCCAGAUUUGUCGCCUGAGUUGAGAAUGGAGAUGGCUAGUGCUGAGCUAUGUAACAUUUCGAAGCUCUAUUCUGUAAACAAAUCCAAAGACUUUGUUGGUCCAGUGAGUCUCUUCUCCGAAUCAAAUCAAGGUAAGCUUGCGGUGGAAGGAACGGUGACGCAUAAACUCGAUAUGAGACCCCAUGAUUGCAUUGAAGAAUACGGAAAGCUUUUACGUCAGAGGAACAAGAAACCUGUGGCUGAAAAUAGACGUAUUCAGGUUAUUGAUGAUCGCCGUGGAGAACACAUGAUGCCCAAGCCUCCAUUGGUAACAGAGAAGCUUAAACGAAGGGAAAAGAGGACUAGAAGCGACCGUAGUGAGGUGGAAGCAAAAAUGUUCCAACUGUUUGAAAGAGAACCGAAAUGGACACUGAGACAGCUUGUUAUAAAAAUCAACCAACCAGAGAUAUUCUUGAAAGAGAUACUCAAAGAGCUUUGUGUGUAUUCAAGGAGUGGUCAUUCUUACGAGCUUAAACCAGAAUACAAGAGGAGUACUUAAGAAGGCACAACUGGGGUUCAGUAAACAGGCA